This is a messenger RNA of Nematocida ausubeli, 1434 nucleotides long. RefSeq lists its product as uncharacterized. The record is from RefSeq and is a predicted model, not a curated record. Bases 1 to 1434 code for a protein of 477 amino acids. The transcript has a single exon. Lineage: Eukaryota; Fungi; Microsporidia.
AUGAAGUGCCAACUAGCUGCAGAACCCAUGAAAAGAACUGAGUAUUUUGCGACACUGUGCAAGCUAGUGCACUUAAGCCCAAAGAACCCUAUGCCCCUCACGGAAAUAGUUGAACUCUACAAGAAAGGCAGUCUCUCAGGGAGCAUAAAUUACUACAGAGCAAUUCUUAAGAGAAGAAGGAUUGUUUAUGCUUCAAUUAAGGCAAGUAUACAGGAGACACUUAAAAAUACUUCUGUACCAUGUGAUAAAAUAAGUAUAUAUGAAGAGUUAUACAGUGCCAGCCUAGUGACAGACCAAGAAAUACUUGAAAUAUUUAGGGAAUUCUCGCAGGUGCACCCGAAUGAGAUGUUCUCUGCCUUGGAAGACCCAGAUAGUUUCCUGUUGAAAAUAUGCCGUCUUAUAAGGACAGAUUUCUCAGAGAGUGUUUGUGUAAUAUCCAGGACCAUGCUAGAGUGUAAUAUGCACAUGCUCCUGGAAUAUAUCAGUAAAAGAGAGCACUCUAAGACACUAAAGUACUUGAUCAAGGAUAUUGAAGGAAUGGGGUACCUUAAGGAGAAUAUUCUAAUUAGUCUAGUGGAAGGCGUUGAUACUUUGGAGGGAAUUAAGGAUAUGCUUAACAAGGUGAUAACCCUGCAUAUAAGCCUGACUAAAAUCGAUUUUACAUUAGUCCUUCUAACACCCAUCAUGGAGCACAUUAAGGAAAGACUCUCUGAGAGACUAAAUUCCUGUGGGAGUGACUUGGCAGCAGAGGUUCUGUUUGGGAUUAUUUCCAGCAGAGGAAGGGAACUAGUUGAAAAUGUACAGGAAAUUGGAAGGGAUAAGGGCAAGAGUAAAGUGCAAUUACAAGGAGACGUACUGGAUUUCUUGCUGUCACUGCUGCCAUACGACAGUGUAAUACACACACUAGCACUAAGUAUAUCUAGAGACUGCAUUUUAUACAGGUCUGACAGGAAUGAACUAAUUCGCAUACUGGAAGGCAAAUUAGGGUUCUACAGGGCAUCCAGCAUAGGAAUCAUAAAAAGAGACUUUGAAUAUUUCUGUGGAAUUAAAGUUAGUGAGGCAGAUGUAUUUGAAGAUGUCCUUAAGGGAACAUGCAUUCCCAGAGAAGUAUUUCUAGGGGGAACUGUGCAGAUUGAGAAUUUUAUUGUCUCAGAGCAUUACUGGCCGGAGAAUAAUUAUCAGUCAUGGGAUGACUUAUUAGGCGGGGCAGGUGCAUGGGGGGAUAAGCAAGGGGUGAAGAAUAAUUUGAAUGAACAAAUUUCAUUGGAAUAUUCUGACAAGCAUACGUACCUGGAUGUGAGUGUAGAGGUGGGUGGGAAGGUGGUUGAUUUAUCAGUUCCCAUACGGUAUGUGGAAUAUUUGUAUAGCCAGGAUAUGCCGCAGGAUGAGAUAAAUAUUAUCAAGGAGUUUUGGGCGCAUGUCAUGCAGGCGUAG